GGGGCAGCGUUGGCGAGCAACUGAUAACCUUGCCUUUAUCGUGACAGGGAAAUGCUAUCACUGGGCUUGACCCCCCCCAAAAAAAGAGCCCUUUUUGGGGGGGCACACCCCAAAACUCCUCACUUUUAGCCCGUUUUCCCCAUGACCUUGCCCCCCCUUGGCAGCGUGGAGGUGCUGCGGGCUUUAGGAACAGACAAAAGGCAGGGGAAGAGCAGCACCAAGCGGGGCUCUCCUGCCAUGGGCUCGGGCCCCAUCGACCCCAAGGAGCUCCUCAAGGGCUUGGAUUGCUUCCUGGGCCGCGAUGGCGAGGUCAAGAGCAUGGAGGGCAUCACCAAGAUCUUCAACCUGAUGAAGGACUCCCAGAAGCUGGUGAGCCGCUGCAUCUACCUGAACAUCCUGCUGCAGACCCGUGCCCAGGACAUCCUGGCCAAGUUCAUCCGCAUUGGGGGGUACAAACUGCUCAAUACCUGGCUCACCGGCUCCAAAGCCUCCAACAACGUCCCCUUCCUGCAGCAGAUCCUGCUCACCCUGCAGCAUCUGCCUCUCACUGUGGACCACCUCAAACAGAACAACACAGCCAAGCUGGUGAAGCAGCUCAGCAAGUCCAGCGAUGAUGAAGAGCUCCGCCGCCUCGCCUCCAUCCUGGUCAGUGACUGGAUGGCUGUCAUCCGCUCCCAGAGCAGUGCCCAGCCCAGUGAACGGGACAAAAAGAAGCGGAAAGAGGAAAGCAAAAGCAAAACCCCCGCCCAGGAGAAGCCCCAGGAGGCCAAAGCUGAGGCCAAGAGCGAGGAGGUGAUGGAGAAGAAGAGGGAGAAACCCAAGUCCCUGCGGACCACAGCGCCCAGCCACGCCAAGUUCCGCUCCACGGGGCUGGAGAUGGAGGUGCCUUCGUUAGUGCCCUUGAAGAAAGUGAACUCUGCUUCCAGCACUGAUAAAUACAGCCUGAAACCAAUGCCCAUCAAGAGGCAAAACCUCUCCUCGGCCUCCGGCGAUGCUCCCCCCGCAGAGAAGAAAUACAAACCCCUGAACACGGCCCCCAACGCCACCAAGGAGAUCAAAGUCAAGAUCAUCCCCCCCCAGCCCAUGGAGGGCCUGGGCUUCCUGGAUGCCCUCAACUCUGCCCCCAUCCCCGGCAUCAAGAUCAAGAAGAAGAAGAAGGUUUUGUCCCCCACCGCGGCCAAGCCCAGCCCCUUCGAGGGGAAGGCAGCUCCCGAAGCCACCUCCACCAAGCCCUCAUCCCCGGAGCCCACCGCGGCCUCGGAGCCCAUGGACCCGGACCGGCCCGGGACACCGGUGCCCGCUGUGGAAGUACCGGAGCCCAUGGAGACCUGCCCCUCGGAGGCAGGCGGCGAUUCCAAAGGCCUGGAAAACCCUCUGGAAAGCGGGCAGCUCACCAGGAAGGGCCGCAAGAAGAAGACGGUGAGCUGGCCAGAGGAGGGCAGGCUCCGGGAGUACUUCUACUUCGAGCUGGAUGAGACAGAGCGAGUGAACGUGAACAAGAUCAAGGACUUUGGGGAAGCGGCCAAGCGGGAGAUGCUCAAGGACCGGCAGGCCUUCGAGACGGCGCGGCGCCUGAGCCACGAUGCCAUGGAGGAGAAGGUGCCAUGGAUGUACCCCAAGCUCCUGGAGCUCCCGGCUCCCCUCGUGGUGCCGGGCAGUGGGAGCCGGGAGCGCUUCACCCAGGCCGAGAGGGAGAAGGGGAUCCUGCAGGAGCUCUUCCUGUCCAAGGAGAGCGUUCCCGACAGCCCACACGAGCCCGAUCCCGAAUCCUACGAGCCGCUUCCUCCCAAGCUGAUCCCAUUGGAUGAGGACUGCUCCAGUGAGGAAGGGCCUUAUCCCGAUGGAUUGGAUCCGGGAGCGGCCUCCCCAUCACCUGAGGCCGGUGCCAAGCUCCCACCCGUCCUGGCCAACCUCAUGGGAAGCGUUGGAGCCGGGAAGAGCCCCCAGGGCCCGGCCCCGGGUGCAGGCAUCAACAUGCAGGAGAUCCUGAGCUCCAUCAUGGGUGGUCCCAGCACCCACAAGGCUGAGGAGCUCCUCAAGCAACCGGAUUACUCGGAUAAGAUCAAGCAUCUCCUGGGGAACCUGCAGGCACCGGGGCCCGGCGGAGUGCCCCACGGUUUGCUGGGCCCCGGCCCCAUGGCCAACGGCUUCCCACCGGGCCCCAAGGCCAUGCAGCACUUCCCCCCGGGGGGGCCCAUGCCUGGGCCCCACGGCGGCGGAGGGGGGGGCCCGGGGCUGCCCCCAGGCCCUGGGGGGGGGAUGCCCGGGGGGGGCCCCCGGCUGCUGGGGCCGCCCCCUCCCCCACCCCCUCCUCAACGCGGCGGCGACUUCUGGGACCCCCCCGAAGCGGGGGGAGGGGGAGGGGGAGGGGCGAUGCGCGGGGGGGGCGGCGGCCCCCACGGUGGGGGAGGGGGCAUGCGCGGAGGGGGGGGGCCCUUCCACAGACCCCGAGGGCGCAGCGGGGCCGAGCCCCCCCCGCCCCCCCCGUACCGGUGCCGAGGAGGGGGUGGGGGUGGGGGGGGCCGCAACGGGGGGCCCCCCCCGAGUGGGGGAGGGGGCGGCGCAAGGGGGGGCCCCCCCGGUGAUCACGGCAGAGCCCACCCCGGAGAGCACCCCCGCGGCCACGCAGGAGGUAAAUGUGGGGGGGGCGGCGGGGGGGGGGCUUGGUUAUGGGGGGGGCCCGGCCCCGGCCCUGGUUGGGAGGGGCCUGUGGGUGCCCCCUCCCCCCCACCCCCCCCGCCCCCCCCUUUUCUGCCCCGGUGGCGGGGGGGGGAGCCCCCCCCUCCCCAUCACCCCCUGGAGCCCCCCGGGCCGUGGGGCAGGGGCCCCGAUUGGCGCCGGCCCCCAAUGGGGCUCUAGGGCAGGGAGA
Molecule: messenger RNA, 2869 nt
Organism: Neopsephotus bourkii (Bourke's parrot)
Lineage: Eukaryota; Metazoa; Chordata; Aves; Psittaciformes; Psittacidae
Gene: PPP1R10
Product: protein phosphatase 1 regulatory subunit 10
Exons: 18
Coding region: 142-2859 (905 amino acids)
Cellular component (GO): nucleus
Source: RefSeq, a predicted model, not a curated record